Emiliania huxleyi CCMP1516 is the source of this 1408-nucleotide messenger RNA. RefSeq lists its product as hypothetical. The transcript has 8 exons. Lineage: Eukaryota; Haptophyta; Isochrysidales; Noelaerhabdaceae. The record is from RefSeq and is a predicted model, not a curated record. The coding region runs from base 315 to 1118 and encodes 267 amino acids.
GCGAGGCCGCGGGUGAGCUCCUCCGAGAGCUCUUGCGCCUGAUCGCCGAGGAGGCGACCGCCAUGCUGCCGGCACUCGAGGAGUCCGUCGAGGCGGUCGUGUCGAAGACCCUUCAGAUGCUGUCGACGUCGAGCUCGGACUCGUACGCGAUUUCACAGCCGUCGCAGACCGCCUCGAGAAGCAUCUCGAGACGGUGCUGAUCGAGGAGGGGAUCGGCAAGCUCGUGUCCAAGUUCCUGCUCGGCCGCUGCGGUAGGCGCUGUCCUCGAGAAGCUGAGCGACGUCGCCUCCGAGCAGCUGAAGCUGGCGGAGCAGAUGGAGAAGACGAUCGCGGCGAAGGUCGCUAGUGUUGGCGACGCCGCGAACCAGAAGCUGCUCAAGUUCGUCGGCGGCAAGGGCAGCAUCAAGAGCCGCGUCGUCAAGUCCGUCCUCAGCGCCGCGACAAAGUACGAGGUCAGCGCCGGCGGCUUCCAAGGGAGCUUCGACAUGCUGCGGCUGGCCCUUCGCCGAAGCCCGAUCCGGCUCAACGUCGACGACAGCGAGCUGACGUACCUGCUCGACACGCUCGUGAAGCUCGAGGCGCUGGAGGUGAAGAGCGACACGUGGAAGGACGCGGCGUCCACCUGGAUGUCCGUCCUCGAGCUGCGGCGCAAGAUCGGCGUCGAGCGCGGCAUCGCCGUCAUCGACUGCAUCGCGGGCGACCAGAAGGUGCUCGACGCGCUCGGCGCCGCCAAGGCGCUCUUCGACAUCGAGGGCGACGCGCCGCCCGACAUCUUGGCGCGGCUCAGCAAGGCAGCCGGCGGCCACAUCCGCGCCAACGGCUACAGCUACCGCAAGAAGAUCAACCUCGAGCUCGCGCGCAUCCGCCGCGUGCGCGACCUGCAGAUGCGCGGCGUGGCGCUCGUCGGGACGGCGAUUGCGGCUGCGCUCAUCUCGACCUUCAACUACCUCUACUCCGUCGCCGACGGCGUGGAGCCGUGGUGGCUGCCGCCGGCCGUCGUGCUCGGCGUCCUCUGCGUCCUCCUUCCCGCCGCGGCGGUCCUCGUCUACCUCCACCUCCUGCACAAGCGCAAGUCGGCGGGCUCGAGGCUGGGCGGCGGGCUCGGGCACGGCGCCUGAGCUUUCUCCACCGACCCCGGGAGGAGGGCCGCGCCUGGCCCUUAGUCCCUCUCUGCCGCCGCCGCGGCCUGUGCAAGCCUUGCCUGAGGGCUCGAGGCUGGGCGCGGCGGGCGCACAGGCGCUACGGACCUGAACGCGCGGGAAACGGGGAUGUGACGCACUCUAGCGCGUCUAGGCUCUGGGCAUGUCCGUCUAGGGUACCAUACUUCCGCGGUGUGCUAUGAUGUAACAUACUUCCGGGCCGGUGUGCGGGGAGCGAACCUUAACGACCGCCCAGAAGCUUUCUGAGC